This is a messenger RNA of Lactuca sativa (garden lettuce), 396 nucleotides long. NCBI's taxonomy places the organism in Eukaryota, Viridiplantae, Streptophyta, Magnoliopsida, Asterales, Asteraceae. The record is from RefSeq and is a predicted model, not a curated record.
AUGACUCCUUACCGCAACACGAGGUAUUGGUUAGCCGACUAUCGACGGCGACGUGCGUUAACUAAGGAAGAAAAAUUCAAUCAUGCACAUGCGCAACUCAGAAAUGUUAUUGAACGUGCUUACGGUGUUUUGAAGGCGAGAUUUCCAAUCCUAAAGCGAAUGACUCCUUUUCCUUUUUCAGUGCAAAGAGAUAUAGUCGUUGCUUGUUUUGCAGUCCACAAUUUCAUAAGGAAAUGCGAUAUUCGUGAUGAGUUAUUUAAGGCGUUCAAGGAGAACAAUGCUCAAGCACAAGGGGGACAAAAUGAUGGCGAAAAUGUACACGAUAUGGAAUGGGGUUCACAAGGAAAUGAAUACAUGGAUAAUUUACGUGACCAGAUUGCGAAUCAAUUGGGGUGA